GAGGCGAGCGCCAUGGACCCGCAGCAGCGCCUCUUCCUCGAGUGCGCGGCCGAGGCGCUCGAGGUCGGCGGCCGGCCGUGCGCGCCCGCGCCGCCGGGGGGCUCCGGCGCGGACGUCGGCGUCUUCGCGGCCUGGGAGACGUCGGACUACGCCUUCCUGCACCAGCGCGCCGUCGACGCGGCCGAGGCCUCGCCGGACGCGUACUGCGGCACGGGCUGGCACGGCUGCGUCGGCGCGAACCGCGUGUCCUACCUGCUGGACCUGCGGGGCCCGUCGCUGGCCCUGAACACGGCCUGCAGCAGCUCGCUGACCUGCGUCGCCGUGGCGCGCAACUCCGUGGAGCGGCGCGAGUGCGCGGCCGCGCUCGUCGGCGGCGCGAACCUCCAGCUCAUGCCCCACUGGUCGGCCGCGUUCGCGGCCGCGGGCAUGCUGAGCCCGACGUUCCGCUGCCGCUUCGGGGACGACGCCGCCGACGGCUACGUGCGCGGCGAGGGCGUCGGCGUCGUGCUGCUCGAGGCCGCGGGCCGCGCGCCGGGCGCCGCCGCCGUCGCCGGCGUCGGCGUCGGCCAGGACGGGCGGUCCAACGGCCUCACGGCGCCGAACCCGGCGGCCCAGGGCGCGGUGCUCGCGCGGGCCUACGCCGACGCCGGCGGCGAGGCCGCGAAGGGCGACGUCGCGGCGCUCGAGGCCCACGGCACGGGCACGCGGCUCGGCGACCCC
Molecule: messenger RNA, 720 nt
Organism: Aureococcus anophagefferens
Lineage: Eukaryota; Pelagophyceae; Pelagomonadales; Pelagomonadaceae
Exons: 1
Biological process (GO): fatty acid biosynthetic process; DIM/DIP cell wall layer assembly
Cellular component (GO): cytoplasm; plasma membrane
Molecular function (GO): fatty acid synthase activity; 3-oxoacyl-[acyl-carrier-protein] synthase activity
Source: RefSeq, a predicted model, not a curated record